This is a messenger RNA of Magallana angulata, 1880 nucleotides long. RefSeq names its product alpha-2Db adrenergic receptor-like. The coding region runs from base 323 to 1675 and encodes 450 amino acids. Gene Ontology annotation, cellular component: membrane. The transcript has 2 exons. The record is from RefSeq and is a predicted model, not a curated record. Gene Ontology annotation, molecular function: neuropeptide receptor activity. Lineage: Eukaryota; Metazoa; Mollusca; Bivalvia; Ostreida; Ostreidae. Gene Ontology annotation, biological process: neuropeptide signaling pathway.
GUUUUAACUGCUUUAGGUCUUUUACUGAGUGGGCCGAUUAGCAGGAGCAAUGUGACCAGUUCGGGUCUUGAGUGAGAUCUCUUCGUCCACGCUAAAAACGGUAUCACAGAGUUCCAUGGCCCUGGGGCUUGUGGUGUGGUCGUCGUUUGAAAUAUGUGGUUCAAUUGUCGAUUGUAACACUGUUCGGGGCAGGCAUUUCACGUAGUCAGGAGGGACCCAGUUCUAUGUAAACUGCGACAAAAUAUUUGAGUUCAUUAAGCAUCCCCGCGGAGCCACACAAGAAGAAGUGAACACACCUGAGUCUCCAGAAAACAGAACAAACAUGGUCCAGGGGGACCUCAUUGAUGGCGACUUCCUGGUUUUCAUCAUCAUCACGUCCAUUAGCAUUCUGUGCGGGGCCGUCGGUAACGCUCUGGUGAUUGCCGUGUUCGUAUCCAACAAACAACACUUCCCUAAGAGGACCUACAUCCUGACCCUGGCUGUCGUGGACCUGGUGGUGAUGGUAUUGGUGGCCCCCUACUCAAUCGUGUUCGAACUGAGGCUGGUCACCAACGACUUCCUCUGUCACGCCCUCGAAAUCAUCCGCCACACGCUGAUAGGGUAUUCCAAUUUGGUCCUUAUGUUUAUAGCCUCGGAGCGAUUCCUUCUUGUGUGGAAACCGUUGAAAAUCGUGACCAAUAGAACAAAGAGGGUCUGUAUAAUCGGAUUUUUUAUAUUUUCCAUCGCCUGUGCAAGUCCCUCAGCGGCCGUGUAUAAGGUUAGCACACACUGUGAUUCAUCCGGUAACACUUCCCUAGUAUUACAAGAGUACUGUUCCUAUACAACCUCAAUUCUAGGAGAAACUGGCAGUGAUGUUUAUAUGAAAGUUAUCGCUAUUUCAGUCUUCUUUGAAGUACUGUUUUUAAUAGUAUCUUAUAUUCUUAUCUAUGUGGGAAUUUACAGACAAAGAAAAAAGCUCACUGGAGUUUUUGUGGGAUCGAUCCGUACACCAAAGGUCCCAAAUAAACCAAAAACGAAUAAAAAUGAACAAAAUAUACGAGAAUUCUCUGAUAAAAACUCAACCCAAACUUGUCACCCCCAAGAAGAUUCCAAUGGCAACGAACAAUUUUCAAAGAAUAUAGUUGAUGCCAAACUGGAAGGUACAUUUUCAAACAUUGACCAGAGCAAAUAUUGUGGAACAUCAAAAACCAUUGAACGUCCAUUUAUUACCGAUACACAUGAACAAGAAUUCGAGUCGACCACGUGUCCAUGUACGUCAAGACACAAUGAAAUCGAGCGACUUCAAGAUGAUCCUAUAGAACUGGAUAACGGGAGAACCCUUCCAAAAUCCGGCAACCCGCGUGACAAGAGAGGUUCAACCACUUCCAGGGGCAGUUCAGCCGCACAGAAGAGGUCCCAUGUUGAUACUAAAACGUGGACAAUGUUGUCCAUUUGUACGUUUCUGUACAUCGUCUGUUGGAUACCAUUCAGCGUCAACAUCUUAAACGUGUAUAGGUCAUUAGUUUUGAAAUAUUUCUUUUUUAUUGGACAAGCUUCAAACCCAGUCAUAUACAGUAUUGUAAACGUUAAAGUGAGGAAACAAAUCAAGGAACUACUGUUUGGGAAGUCUUCCAGACCUACUGGUUUCACCCCAAAUCGGACCUAUUCCAGCACUUCUUUUUCUACAACCAAAUAGCUGCUCUGGAGUAUGCCAGUAUAAUAUGUGAUCUUGCCCGAUGUUAUUUUUCUUUUGGUCGUAAAACAGACUGACAUUUUCUUCCAUUUUUUUAACGAAAGUAACACAGUUUUACCGUAAUAAUGAUAUUUGAUGUCAACCACUGUUUUACAACCCAUAUGAUGUAGCUAUAUUACUCUUAUUUGAAGAAUUAUGGCAGUCUGUA